UGCCAAGAUGGCGGGCAGCGAGAGCGACGAGGAGGAGGAAGACCUGGUGACCUAUGGCGCCCCGCUGGAGCCCCUGGAAGAGGGUGAACGAAUUAAGAAGCCAGUUCCUCUACAGGAUCAGACUGUCAGAGAUGAAAAGGGACGAUACAAACGUUUUCACGGAGCAUUUAGUGGUGGUUUCUCUGCUGGCUAUUUUAACACUGUGGGUUCUAAGGAAGGAUGGGCACCAUCAACCUUUGUAUCAUCCCGCCAAAAGAGAGCAGAGAAACAAGUUUUGGGCCCAGAAGACUUUAUGGAUGAAGAGGAUCUUAGUGAACAUGGGAUAGCACCUAAGGAAAUUACAGUUUCAGAUGAAUUUGCUUCCAAAAGCAAAGAUAAAAUAAAGGAGAAGGCCAGACAAAUUGCAGGGGUUGCUGCCCCCAUUCCUGGAGCCGUAUUGUUGGAUGAAUAUAUAGCACCUGCAAAGAUAACCAUUGGUAUUGACUUGUUGCGAAAAAUGGGCUGGAAAGAAGGACAAGGAGUUGGACCACGAGUAAAGAGAAAAGCGCGCAAGCAAAAACCUGAACCUGGUGUGAAAAUCUAUGGCUGUGCUUUGCCCCCAGGAUCUGAAGAUUCGGAGGAGGAAGAGGAUGAAUAUCAGCCAGAAAAUGUGACGUUUGCACCCAAAGAUGUGAUGCCUGUUGACCUGGCUCCCAAAGACAAUGUCCAUGGGCUUGGUUAUAAAGGCCUGGAUCCCUCUAAAGCCUUAUUUGGAGGUUCAGAGGAGCAUGUAAACAUUUUCAAACCCAGUUCUGAAAAUGCAAAUCUGAUUGGUGAUCUGACGCACAGUAAAGGGCGAAAACUCGGUAUCUCGGGGCAGGCUUUUGGCGUAGGCGCUUUGGAAGAUGAAGAUGCUGAUAUUUAUGCUACUGAAUCGCUUUCCAAAUAUGAUACUGUCCUGAAAGACGAAGAGCCUGGAGAUGGGUUGUAUGGUUGGACAGCGCCUAAGCAGUAUAAAAGCAAGCCAGAAGUAGAAAAAGAAAUUAAAUAUAUUGGGAAAAUUUUGGAUGGGUUCACUCUGGCCUCUAAGUCAACAUCCUCCCAAAAGAAGAUCUAUCUGCCUCCUGAUCUACCGAGGGACUACAGACCAGUCCAUUAUUUUAGACCUGUGAUAAGUGCUAGCAGUGGAAACACCCACUUAGCGCAGACAUUAGCAGAAUCUACUGGGAAGCUUGAGAAUGAGACAACACUACAAAGCAGGCACCAAAAAAGUGCUACUCAGAGGAGGGAACUGCUGGGCGAGACAGCUCUGACAGGUCCAACAACUUCUGUUCUAGAGUAUCUGUCAGAUAAAGACAAAGAGCGAAUCAAAGAAGUGAAACAGGCAGCAGGCCAGCAACUAAAGACACCUGUUCAUCAACCCUUGCAAAGUCAACUCCAGGCACCUGCCUUACAUGAUGCUCCGCAGCAGUGGCCAUCACUUUUGGGGCCCCAGCUAGCCACUGCUGGUGAUAGUGACUUCAAACCCUUUGCAUCCAACCCAGAAAAACAAAAGAGAUACGAGCUUUACAUUGAAAGCCUUAAACAGGGAAAGAAAGAUGUGCCAGGAAGCUGUUCAGAUCAAAGUCUGACAGAAUGGGAGCGUGGAAGGGAGCAGGAGGAGUUCCUUCGUGCCGCAGUGCUCUACAAACCCUCCAGCUCCGUCUUGUCGUCUAGGUUUACUCACGCAAAGCACGAGGAUGACACCGACAAAGUAGAAGUCGCUCGAGAUCAGGAGACUGACCUUGAUGACAAACAGGCCGCUGCAAAGAUGAAGAUGUUUGGCAAGCUCACAAGAGAGAAGUUUGAGUGGCAUCCAGACAAACUACUGUGCAAGAGGUUUAACAUUCCUGAUCCUUAUUCAGAAUCAAGUAUUGUUGGGUUGCCCAAAGUGAAACGUGACAAGUAUUCUGUAUUUAAUUUCUUGACGGUAUCAGAGCCAACACCAAAGACGAUGAGUCAGCCCGCAAAUGUAGCGGUGCAGCAAAAUAAUUCUCCCAAUAAGCCAAAAAAGCCUUCAAGAUGGGAUGUCUCUGACAAACAGAAAAAGAAAAAGGAUGCCAUUAGCGAGUUCAUAAGUUUGGCUAGAUCAAAGGUUGAUAUUAAGGAGCAGCAGCCACUCGCAGAGGAGUCCAAGAACACCAGUAAGACUAAUGAAGCUGCUUCCAGUAAGGUGGUGCAGGAAGAAUCUGGUCUAAAUGAAGACGUAAAUGAGGAAGAAAGCAGGCCAUCGAUGGAUUUAUUUAAAGCCAUCUUCGCCAGCUCCUCAGAUGAAAAAUCAUCAUCCUCUGAAGAAGAGAGUGAGGGGGAGGAGGAGCCGGCAGCAGUGCCUGGACCGGACUUGGAUACUUCGAAGCACCAUGAUGAGUCAAGUGGCCUUCCAUCUGAAGGACAAAAAAGUGAAGUUAUUGCUCCUGAGAUCUCUGUUACUAUAACUCCACCUUCAAAGGAAGUUGUUGAUCAAGGAGAAGAAUUUGGACCAAGGCUGCCUCCAGUUGGUGGAUCUGGAGCUCUGCUGAAAGACGAGGACAUGCAGCUAGAAAGCUCUGAAGCCAGCAAGAAAGAGAGACCUAAAAAGAGCAAAGAGAAACACAAGGCCAAAAGAGAGCACAAACACAAGAAGGAAAAGAAAAAGAAACACAAGAAACACAAACAUAAGAGCAAGCAUAAGAAUAAAAAACCUGAGAAAACCAGUGACUCAGACUCUGCCAACAGCAGCGAAAGCCACAGUGAAGAAGAGACCGCUCUGUCCCCACAGGAGCUUUUACAAAGGCUGAAACAUCUUCCCCUGGUCAAACACUAGCUUGUAUUCUUGGACAUCAUACAACUUUUGGUCAAAACAGAUCUCCUCUAUGACGGCAGAUCAGCAAUUUAAAGCAUAUUUUAAUGUCCUGUAAAUAUUGUAUUUAUGUUGAAUUUGAUAGCAUAAAAACAUGCUACUUUUGUGACACUUCCUAGUUAAAAACCAGAUGAAAUGUUGGGGGAAAAUUCAAUUUUUCAUCUGACUUUAAAAUAUUCUAAUGUUAAAAGAAUCAUGCAGGGUAUGCAUUUUAAUGAAGAUGAGCAUGGGUAAAUUUUAAUAAAUGGAACUUACCACUCUUAUGUGUAAUGCCUUAAAGUUAUUUCCAGGAAAUCAUUUUAUUUAUAUAAAAUAUUUAUAUCCUGCCUUUUGGGUGGUGGUGGGGAUAUACCGCCAAGCCAUAUAAUUAAAAAAAUCUAAAACAUGCCAAACAAAUAAAACAUGUUUGGGAAAGCAAAGUAGUUUAUUCAAGUAAUUUUAGUUCAGCAGUAUUUUUUUACAAUGAAUACUGAAGCUCAGAAAAAUAAUUAUUCUCAACAAGUUAAAUUAUUAUUCAUGUCUGACUAGCUUUCUCUGGACUGGGGCCUUACAGUGCCAUCCUAAACACAUUUAUGCCCAUCCAAUGGUCUUAGAAAGGUAUAACUUUGCCUAGAGUGGCACUUGUUAGUGUUUCAGUCAAGAUUUUCAUGUCUGUUGCAUGUAGUAUGUUAAAAGGCAGAGAAAAAAUGAAUUGCAUUUUAUAGCAAAUAUUCUUCAUUGGAAGAAAGAUUGAUCAUGUGUGUUAGAGCACAUUAUCCAUCUGUAGGCCAUUGGGCUUGCUGCUUGGUCCAACAAUGACAUUGCUUAUAUUGCCUUAUUUUGUAGAGGAAAAGUGC
This is a messenger RNA of Gekko japonicus, 3693 nucleotides long. RefSeq names its product G-patch domain containing 1 (gene GPATCH1). Lineage: Eukaryota; Metazoa; Chordata; Lepidosauria; Squamata; Gekkonidae. Gene Ontology annotation, biological process: mRNA processing. The coding region runs from base 8 to 2821 and encodes 937 amino acids. The record is from RefSeq and is a predicted model, not a curated record. Gene Ontology annotation, cellular component: nucleus. Gene Ontology annotation, molecular function: RNA binding. The transcript is spliced from 20 exons.